AUGUUACCAUGAUAAGUAUGUCAGACUGUUGAGGAGUGGAGAGAUCAGAUCAGAGAAUUUCAUGUCCUCCAGCAGCUCACAACACCAUGGAACCACCACAGCUUCAUUCAACCCAGCUCCCACCAGGAAACGGAGAGAGACGGACGAGCCACGACCACACUGUUCUCAGUGUGGGGAGGAGCUUCACAACAGGGAGAAAUCUCAUCAGACACCAGCCCAUUCACACGGGAGAAAAGCUGUUCUACUGUUCCCAGUGUGGGAAGAGCUUCACAACAGGGAGAAAUCUCAUCAGACACCAGCCCAUUCACACGGGAGAAAAGCUGCUCUCCUGCUCCCAGUGUGGGAAGAGUUUCACAACAGGGAGAAAUCUCAUCAGACACCGGCCCAUUCACACGGGAGAAACGCUGUUCUCCUGCUCCCAGUGUGGGAAGAGCUUCACAACAGGGAGAAAUCUCAUCAGACACCAGCCCAUUCACACGGGAGAAAAGCUGUUCUACUGCUCCCAGUGUGGGAAGAGCUUCACAACAGGGAGAAAUCUCAUCAGACACCAGUCCAUUCACACGGGAGAAAAGCUGUUCUCCUGCUCCCAGUGUGGGAAGAGCUUCACAACAGGGAGAAAUCUCAUCAGACACCAGCCCAUUCACACAGGAGAAAAGCUGUUCUACUGCUCCCAGUGUGGGAGGAGUUUCAGUCAGUCAGGAAAAAGACGAGACACCCUCCAAGACCUGCAAGACCUCUUCCUGAAGGACCUGCACCAAGAGAACCCAUGCCAAGUGGACCUACACCCAGACCACGGCAUCACCAGCCACACCCCAAACAGCUAA
Messenger RNA from Oncorhynchus keta (chum salmon), 824 nucleotides. Its product is annotated as zinc finger protein 566-like. Gene Ontology annotation, biological process: regulation of transcription by RNA polymerase II. The transcript has 2 exons. Gene Ontology annotation, molecular function: RNA polymerase II cis-regulatory region sequence-specific DNA binding; DNA-binding transcription factor activity. The record is from RefSeq and is a predicted model, not a curated record. Lineage: Eukaryota; Metazoa; Chordata; Actinopteri; Salmoniformes; Salmonidae. The coding region runs from base 87 to 824 and encodes 245 amino acids.